Saccostrea echinata is the source of this 1470-nucleotide messenger RNA. RefSeq lists its product as uncharacterized. NCBI's taxonomy places the organism in Eukaryota, Metazoa, Mollusca, Bivalvia, Ostreida, Ostreidae. The transcript is spliced from 3 exons. The record is from RefSeq and is a predicted model, not a curated record. Bases 1 to 1470 code for a protein of 489 amino acids.
AUGAAUCGCACUAGAUCAAGAUCCAGGGUUCGAAGGGCAGCAACAGUAGACGUUGACGAUCCUAACAAUUGGACAAUUGAUAAAUUGAAAAAUGAACUAAAACUGUGCGGCAUCGAUAUUUACCAUUCUAUUCCCCACAAAAUACUAGUGAAACUAUGGUUAGAUAACAAAGGCAAGAAAGAGAUAGGCACCGAUGGGGAAACAGUAUAUAUUGACUCUGCUCAAAAGAGACCAAGCGCAGUAAGGAAUGAGGAUGAAAACAUAGCUCAAUGUACCUCCAAUAUAACGGAACGAAUUGACGAACUAUCCGCUUCAGCCUUCGCUGAAACAUCUGUACCCCAUGGAGGGGCCUUUCCUUACACCAAUGUAAAUGCGCAUGCGCCAACGGAACCAGCAAGUAUCAAAGUUCCGGAGAGAAACGUAAACAGUGAGAAUUCUGUGUUGAUGGCGACAGCGUUCGCCUUACAGGAGACAGUGAAAUUGAUACAACAGACGCAUAAAGAUAAAGAAGAAGAAGACUAUUCAUUACGCAAAUUUUAUGAAAACCGAAGUAGUGCACAGUUCGCAGCUGGAUCUCCAGACAAAGUAGCGGCUACCCAAUUACACCCGAAUUUGUUCAAAAGUACCAUGAAAGAAACGAGUGCGAGUGGCGUCCCUUCUGCGGACUUACAGCACGUGAUGGCAGUAUCACCUACAAUCCGGAAAGAAAUCAUUUCGGUUUCAGCGAUUUCGCAAUCUAGCUCCAAAUGCAGACAUGAAUCCAACCAAGUGUCCCCCGUUACACCAAGUUUUAUGGGACUUCAAACCGUAGUGAGUGAACUUUGGGACAGAGCUACUGGUGACAAGACCAGACGUCAAUACCAGAUUGGCUUCCAGAGUUUCCUAAGAUUUGUAUCGUUGAUGAACUUAAACUCAAGUAAUGGCUUGCCGAUUGUUAGUGAGAAAGUGUUUAUACAAUAUGUUAGUUAUUGUUAUUCUGAGCUGCAACUAAGUUAUUCUACUAUCAAACUUUAUUUAAGUGGUAUACGAUACAUGUACCUUCGAAUAGGUGGUUUUAACCCCCUAGAAAGCUAUGGGAAACCAUUACAAGGUCUACAAACCAUUUUGUCAGGCAUAAAGAAAUCACAAUGUAAUAGAGACAAAAGAAUACGCUUGCCUAUUACCAUAGAUAUUUUAACAAAAAUGUAUAUGUUACUUGAUCAAGGAAUUUUUGAUGUUUUUACAGAUAGCAUGCUUAAAUCUGUUUGUACUUUAGCUUUCUUUGGUUUUUUAAGAUGUGGGGAAUUUACCAUUGAUGAGAAAUUUGAUGCAACUAAUAAUAUAUGUAUUGACGAUUUAACACUUUUUGAAGAUCAUUUGGUUUUGACUCUUAAAAGAUCUAAGACAGACCCUUUUGGGAAUGGUAUUUCCAUUCCAAUUUUCGCAAAUCAAACUAUUACAUGUCCAAUCCAAUACAGCAGCAAGCGAUGA